GGGGACCCCGCGGAGGCCGGCGGGGGCCCCAGAUGCCAGACCCGCGGCGCCCCGCCCCCGCGCGCCCCCCGCCCGCGGGCAGGCGGAAAACAGAGCGCACGUGACUCGGAAGCGUGACUUUGUUGAUAUGUGCGCGUCUGGCGGGUGUCGCGGGGUCCCGGCGCUGGCGGGCCCCCGGGGAGAUGCGGGAGAGUGCGGGAGGCCAGGAGGGGUGACAGACGGGGUCCUCCUGAGAAUCCCGUCCCAACUUUGUUUCUUGCGCUUCCUCAGCCUGCCAACAGGUGAAGAGUGAGGGACCCAAGCUGAUGCCCUUCUUCAAGGCCACCUGCGUGUACUUUGUGCUUUGGCUGCCCUCCUCCAGCCCAUCGUGGGUCAGCGCCCUCAUCAAGUGCCUGCCCAUCUUCUGCCUCUGGCUCUUCCUUCUGGCCCAUGGCCUUGGAUUCGUGCUGGCCCAUCCCAGUGCCACCCGCAUCUUUGUGGGCCUCAUCUUCUCUGCUCUAGGUGAUGCCUUCCUCAUCUGGCAGGACCAGGGCUACUUUGUGCACGGUCUGCUGAUGUUUGCUGUGACCCAUGUCCUCUACGCCUCAGCUUUUGGCAUGCGGCCACUGGCUCUUCGGACGGGUGUGGUGAUGGCAGUGCUGUCAGGCCUAUGCUAUGCUGUCCUCUACCCUGGUCUCUCGGGUGCCUUCACAUACCUGGUGGGAGCCUAUGUGGCCCUCAUCAGCUUUAUGGGCUGGCGAGCCAUGGCAGGGCUGCGACUGAUUGGGGCAGCAUGGCGCUGGACUGAGCUGGCGGCUGGCGGUGGUGCACUGCUGUUUAUCAUCUCUGAUCUGACCAUCGCCCUCAACAAGUUCUGCUUUCCUGUGCCCUACUCUCGGGCAGUCAUCAUGUCCACCUACUAUGCCGCCCAGAUGCUCAUUGCGUUGUCAGCUGUCGAGAGCCGGGAGCCGGUAGAAGACUACAGACUGAACAAGGCCAACUGAGGCACCCAGGUCUGCUCAUCCUAUUCUCCCAGGGGACCCUGGGAACCUGCGGGAGCUGGACCAGGAUGGCUGCAAUGCCAGCCUGGGACAGCAGGUACCACCUUGAGGAACUUGCAAGUUUGAGGGGUAAGCCAACAAAGGAUUUCCCGAGCAAAGCUAGUAGUGCAGGACCAUGGUGCAAGCUCAGAGUGAGCCUUA
Messenger RNA from Ochotona princeps (American pika), 1181 nucleotides. It is a transcript of the gene TMEM86A, whose product is annotated as transmembrane protein 86A. The coding region runs from base 306 to 983 and encodes 225 amino acids. NCBI's taxonomy places the organism in Eukaryota, Metazoa, Chordata, Mammalia, Lagomorpha, Ochotonidae. The record is from RefSeq and is a predicted model, not a curated record. Gene Ontology annotation, cellular component: membrane. The transcript is spliced from 3 exons.